UAAUUACUUGAAUCAGUCAAGUCAACCAAUUGAAAUAUUGCUUGACAUAUGUUGAAAACGAUGCAUUCGUUCACUUUCACUCAAUCAUUCAAAAUUCAUACAUUUCGUACACAUUGUUUUGCGAUGACAAAAUUGCUUUGAUGAGUGUGUUGAUUAUUGUUGUGUGAUGUGAUUUCACUGACUUCGUUCACUGACUUGACAGUUGAGUUUUUCGGGAACAGCCUGUUUUUCUUUUCACAAAGGUUCCUUUUUUGAAAACACAAAAAUAAUGGUGGGCGCUAUGCCUGUUAGCUUGAUACCAAAAUUUUACAACGGUACCAUGAACAGUCACAAUGGUACGGACGAUAGUGAUUUCCAAGUGUAUAUUGGCAGUCGAGUUAAGUGUGGAGAAGAAUUUGGCACAGUGAAGUUUAUUGGAGAAGUGCAGGGAUAUAAUGGUGUGUGGUACGGGGUUGAAUGGGAUGACGCUGCUAGGGGGAAGCAUGAUGGUUCGGUUGAUGAUGUCCAGUACUUCAAGACGUCUAAACCUGGGGCGGGUUCUUUUAUUCGUCCAAACAAAAUAACUCCAUUCAAGACUUGUGCUGAAGCUAUCAGGAAAUAUUAUGGUGAUAGAGAGGAUGAAACUGUUGCUGCCCACCGCAGAACAGUCAUCAAUGAGUGGAAAAGAGAGAUGGGUGCACCAUUUAUUGAAAUGGUUGGCUUUGAGAAGAUACAUCAGAAACAGAAGUUCGAUCGUCUCCUCGAAGUAUGCGUUCACGAUCAGAACGUGUCAAAGGCGGGCGACGUGGCAGCCCUGUGCCCCAACGUGCGCAGUAUCGACGUCUCCAGGAACCUGUUCUCCAAUUGGCGUGAGGUGAUACAACUGUCGUCUCAACUACCGGAUCUUCGUGAACUGGAUGUUAGCAAAAACCGCAUGGCAAUUGACAUUCCCGAAGAAACUCUCGCACAACUAUCAAUCAACUUCUCCAAUUUGGAGAAACUGAACAUCUCCGUGUGUGAAUAUGAGUGGGCGGAUAUAAUAGCGUUAUCCCAUCUCUGGCCUAACGUGAAUGAAGUGAUCGCAGCUCAUAACAGAAUUAAAUGGAUCACCGCACCGCAAUUGACACUACAGACCGUUACAACCCUACGAUUAGAUGGCAACCCCAUAGACUCGUGGCGGGAGAUUUUGAAUUUGGGGAAGAUGAGGAACUUGAAAGUUCUCAGUUUGAACGACUGUCAUAUCGGUGAAAUAAGGUUUAAUGACGAGGCAAAUAAUAAGAAAGUGGAUGUGUUCCAGAAUUUGGAAGUGUUGUUUUUGAACAGGAAUAGAGUCAAUGAUUGGCGAUCAGUAAGUGAAUUGGACAAGUUGAGUCGACUGAAAAAAUUGUAUUUCCUGAAAAACCCAAUCCAGGCUACGGACUCGUAUGACAACGCAUCACAACUCAUCACCGCAAAAAUUGGCACCCUACAGGAACUAAAUGGAACAAUAAUAACACGCGAGGAACGCCGCGGGGCGGAGUAUGACUAUAUGAAACAAUACGGCGCCGAGUGGAAAGUAUCCCAAAAGGAUUUCGCAAAACAAACAAUAUUCACAUUGGAACAUUGUCGCUUCGAAGAAUUAAUUAAAAAAUAUGGCGUUCCUGAAGACAGCCUUCUAGUGAAGCAACCCAAGACAACAACCCUCACAUCCCAAUUACUAGAAGUAACGCUUCAAGACGAAAACGGGAAGAAAAUCAAAAAGAAAUUCCCAUCCACAAUGAUAGUUCAGAAACUGGUAAUACUCGCUCAAAGACUGUUCACAAAACCUGGCAACACUGGCGCACCAAAACUCUAUCUUGUCGACGACCAAAUGAAAGGCGCUGAAAUAUAUUUAGACAACGUGAUGAAAGAAUUAACGUAUUUCUCAGUCAAAAAUGGCGACACCAUUCUUGUUAAAUUCAGAUAAUUAACAAAUAUAUAAUUAUUAAUGCUGGCAGCACAAGAAGACGGUUACGUUUAAUUGGCGGUAAUUUUGCGUAUGUAUGUAUUUCAUUUAUGAAAAAAGCUUUGUAAAUAAUGUUAUUUCUAAAUUAAUAUUUAUCCCGACAUCUAUGUAUCAGAAAUAAAUAUAAUUUAUUUAUCUAUUCA
Achroia grisella is the source of this 2106-nucleotide messenger RNA. It is a transcript of the gene Tbce, whose product is annotated as tubulin-specific chaperone E. Gene Ontology annotation, molecular function: alpha-tubulin binding. The record is from RefSeq and is a predicted model, not a curated record. Gene Ontology annotation, biological process: protein folding. The coding region runs from base 269 to 1924 and encodes 551 amino acids. The transcript has 7 exons. NCBI's taxonomy places the organism in Eukaryota, Metazoa, Arthropoda, Insecta, Lepidoptera, Pyralidae.